GUGAAUUACUUCCAUCCCAAAGAAGGUUUCGUACAAAGAGUUGUUGUGUUUGUGGAUACAUAGCAUACCACAGCUCAAUCCAUGGCGAAAUGCUGGCUGAUGCUCCUCUUCUUGGUGUUUCUCCUGCCGGCGACGAGCGCGACGUCGUGCCACGCCGACGACCUCCGCGCACUGCGGGACUUCGCCCGGAACCUCACCGGCGGUGGCGUCAUCCUCCGCGCAGCGUGGUCCGGCACCUGGUGUUGCAGAUGGGAAGGUGUGGGCUGCGACGGCGGAAGUGGACGCGUCACAACGCUGCGGCUUCCCGGACACGGCCUUGCAGGACCCAUCGCUGGAGCAUCCUUGGCGGGCUUGGCGCGGCUAGAGGAGCUCAACCUUGCCAACAACAGACUGAUCGGCACAUUCCCAUCGUGGAUUGGUGAGCUUGAACACCUUCGUUACUUGGAUCUCUCAGAUAAUUCAUUAAUUGGCGAGGUACCCAAAAGUUUGAUACGGUUCAAGGACAUCACCAUCGCUGGUCGCUCACUGGGUAAGGCUUUCACUAACAUGCCAUUAUAUGUGAAGAGUAACAGAAGAACACUCCAACAACAACCUCAACCAAAUACAAUAUCUGGGACCAACAAUACCGUCAGAUCUGGGAGCACCAAUGUUGUUUCUGGGAAUGACAACACUGUCAUAUCCGGGAACAACAACAAUGUGUCCGGGAGUAACAACACUAUCGUAACCGGUAGUGACAAUACCGUAGUUGGAAGCAACCAUGUCGUAUCUGGGAACAAACAUGUCGUAACUGACAACAACAAUGCCGUAUCCGGAAACGACAAUAAUGUAUCCGGGAGCUUCCAUACCGUAUCCGGGAGCCGCAAUACUGUAUCUGGGAGCAACAAUACCGUAUCUGGAAGCAACCACGUCGUGUCUGGGAGCAACAAAGUCGUAACAGGAGAUGAAUGAUCAAUAAGUGGAUUGGUUCCAUCUUUCGGAGCUAAUGUACGUGUACAAGUUCAGUAUGUCUCAUAAUCACAUGGUGGGGCCAAUCAUGUUAUGUAACUUCAUGGAUACAUAUAGCCUCCUUUUCCUACUUUCAAUAAAAUUUCCCUAAAAUGUCUUACAUACACGCUCCAAAUAUCAACGGGGGGCUUGCAGCUGAUGUAGACAAAGUGCAUUUGCUUAUGAAUAAAUUUGUGUUGUGGAUGUCCA
Molecule: messenger RNA, 1194 nt
Organism: Aegilops tauschii subsp. strangulata
Lineage: Eukaryota; Viridiplantae; Streptophyta; Magnoliopsida; Poales; Poaceae
Molecular function (GO): protein binding
Source: RefSeq, a predicted model, not a curated record